Lampris incognitus (smalleye Pacific opah) is the source of this 587-nucleotide messenger RNA. Its product is annotated as transmembrane protein 80-like. Gene Ontology annotation, cellular component: ciliary transition zone. The transcript has 4 exons. The record is from RefSeq and is a predicted model, not a curated record. Gene Ontology annotation, biological process: non-motile cilium assembly. The coding region runs from base 211 to 549 and encodes 112 amino acids. NCBI's taxonomy places the organism in Eukaryota, Metazoa, Chordata, Actinopteri, Lampriformes, Lampridae.
UCCGUAUAGGUGAAUAUGUUUGGCUAUCCGUUACGGUAAUAACAGUCGAUAUCACAACGCUAACUCUCUCUGCCAUUAUGUUUCUCUUUCUGUCGGUCUGUCUCUUGUCUCCUAGGGAGGUCUGCCAUUGUGCUGUCAUCUGUACCUUUCCAGCUGCUGCUGUACCUGACGGCUGCUUAUUAUGUCUUCUAUUUCCUCUCCACUCUCGGCAUGAUCAUUUACAAGAGCCAUGUGCUGAGCUACCCUGAUGACAGGCUAGCUCUUGACGUGGGUCUGCUGCUCCUCAUGGCCGCCCUCGAAGUCAUCCGUCUCUUCUUCGGUGUGAAGGGCAACCUAAAGGAGGCUGGGGGCUAUAUAGUGGCCAACCUGGUCCUGACAGGGACAACAACCCUGCUGUCUGUCUACUUCUUGGCCUGGCAGUCCUACGUGCUGCGGGCAGAUGUAAUUAUCAAUGCAGUCUUGCUAGUUGCCUACGGUAUGGGUGCAGUCCUGUCUUUCAUCACUGUUGCCCGUUUCACCAGGUCAGAGUUUCGCCCUCACUAUUCCUGAUCACAAACAAUCUUGUCAGGAACAGUUGGCAUGUUUGA